GCUCCCUCGGCAAGCUCCGCUGGAGGCACCGGAGGACGCGGCGCCCGCGCUCUGAUCCCUCCGAUUAAACCGUGCCUGGAGGGGAUUGCUUCUUAACAGGCUGCCGGAUGGACUCUCGCAGAGUAAUUUAAAAUCACCGAAUCGCUAUUUAUUAAUAUAAUGCUCUUAAAACUGAACGUACACUUAAUCCCCGGUGCCCUCGUAACGACUGGGAGGGGAGGGCGGCGUACGGGAAAGGGAAUAAGAAGAAGAGGGGAGCGGGCCCUGGUCUGAGCCGGGCAGGGACCAGCGGCCGGCUGGGAGCCCUGGGGAAGCCGCCGCACUGUCGCCUCCGGGCCCAGCCGCCCGCUCGCUGGUGACAGAGCCCAGUCUGCCCGGGGCAGGCCGAUCCUUGUGCACCGCAGAGCGGCACCGCACGGCUCCGCUCCGGCCGCACCCGCCCUGCUAGCGCCCCCUCCCUCAUCCACCCUCGCCCCAGCUCAGCAGGGAGGGCGGCGGCACCGCAGAGGCGCCCCGGCAGUGCCGGCAGGGCCCGGGCGGCGCAUCCCGUCCCUCCCCGGGGAGCCCCGCAGGAGGAGCAGGGCAGGGCAGGGGGAGCGCCCCGCGCCCCCGCCAGGUUCCACCUCCAUCGGCGAUGCUGCCAGCGCCGCGUCCGCCCCCAUGCCGGGAGGGUACCGCCGGGCUUUGCUGAGAUAAUUCUCUAAUGGACCAAUGAAAGCCAAUGAUGACAAGUUGUGGUCAACAGUCCUUGAAUGUGCUGAUGGUUCUGCUUUCAUUACUCUUGUCAGCAGUGUUGUCCGCACAUUUUCGGGUCUGCGAGCCAUACACGGACUACAAAGGUCGCUACCACUUUGGUUUUCACUGCCCCCGUCUUUCUGACAAUAAAUCUUACAUCUUUUGCUGUCACCAUAACAACACAGUGUUUAAAUAUUGCUGCAAUGAGACAGAAUUUCAAACUGUUAUGCAGAUGAACUUAACAGGGAAUGCAGAUGGAUAUAUGCAUAACAACUACAGCGCACUGUUGGGAGUGUGGAUCUAUGGCUUUUUUGUGGUGAUCUUACUGAUACUGGACCUUUUAUAUUACUCUUCAAUGAACUAUGAUAUUUGCAAAUUUUACCUGGCCCGCUGGGGAAUCAAUGGAAAGUGGAUGACACCGGGCCAGAGUCGAUGGAUUAACCCUGCUCAGGACCCAAGACAGACGCAGCCUCAGCCAGAGACACAGCCUCAAACUCAGCCCCAGCCUCGAACAUCACAGACAGUACACACUUUAAAAGGAGAUGCUUUAAGCCCACCCCUGGUGUCUUUUCAGAGUACAUCUGCCUGAAAAUUAUAUUGAUGUGCCUCAAGAUGGGAGAGGUAAGACCAGACUUCAAGGAGCAGCUUUCAAGAAAAUCUACUAAAUUACAAGAGCUGAAAAAAUUAUGGAUAAGUAGGAGAGAGAAAGACUACAAGAGGAAUAUUGAGCAAGUCACCUGAAGACAGACACCAUUCAAACAGCUUCUACAGGCAAAUGAUAUAGAAAGAGUCUCCAGGAGAAAGUAGUCUGUAAGCAAUAUUUAAAUUCUAGACUGACACUGUUAUCUCUGAAAGGAAGCAUCAUAUUUGUGAAAAUGCUCAAUAGGAAGAAAAUUAUGUUGCUCUGGCAAAUCCACACAAAGGUGGGAAAUGACCCACCUUUGACAAGACAAACCUUUGGUAGAUAACUUUUCUUUGCCUCCCCAUCCAUCAAUUGCCAUUUGAGCCUAAUCUCAGCCUAAGUGUCAGAAUCCUGAAUGUGAGUUUUUCCAAAGUUCUCUGGUUAACAUUUUGUCACAAUAGCGUAGAUGCUGGUAAUCCACAUCACUGUUAACCAUAUGGUCCUAUGCAUUGCAAAGGUAAGCAGAGCCCUUUCAUUGAGUCAGACUGCAGGCUAACUUCAACCAUAAUGCACAUUUUUAGAUCACUGGCAAUGACUCUGCUAAGACUAUCCAAGCCCAUCUUAAAUUUAGGUUCUUGAAGAGGGCAUCCUUUAUUAGGAUGUAACACCAUUCCACCCCCAUACUCCUGGAAGCUGAAAGCAAAACAGAAAAAACCCAACUAAUUGUUUAUUUCAAAAGCAAUAAUACAAUUGUCCCCCUCCUUUCUAAGGCAAUAGUCAAAUUCCCUCAGCCACUGCCUGACUGCAGAGUUUACCCCACACAAGUCUCAGAAUCCAUUUGUAAGCCAGAAGGGCAAUGACUUUGCCACAGAGGUAUGUGGAGCACUUGAUCACUGGGUUGCAGUAGGUUGACAACUUUCUACAGGGCAGGGUUAUUUUAAAAUCAUACAGUACCAAUUACAUGAGCAAUUCCUGUGAGAUUCAGUUAUUUAAGAUAUUUGCAUGGAGAACCUGGUAGUGACAAGCAAACAGAGGAGUUCAUCUGGAAAUCAUAACACAAAGCCAUGAUAAUGCCAGUUUAAUCCUUCAUGUCUAAUAUUUUGUCCUGCAAAUCUCAGUAAGUUUAAAAUAACCUUACAUUUUACCAUUAAACCACAACAUGAGGAACAACUUGUUAAUGAAUAAUCAAGCGUUACUUUUGUACCUCUUUGACUGAAUUAAUUUUAGUUUUCUAUUGAACUCAACGGGGACACUCUUCUCAGUGAUUUGAGUUAGUUCUUGGCUACUGGAAUUCAGGAUGGUAUGUGACUAAAACCAUGAAGGAAUAAAUAGACCCAGUAAGUCUGGACACCACAGGAGUGGAAGCCCAGUCUUCAAAUAAAGCCCAGUCUGAGUAGCAUGCCAACAUGCACAUGCCCCUUUUCUCUGUAAACCAACAACAUGCCAGGUAUCACUGAGUAGGGGCAGGCAUUGCCUAAAAGAACGAAUUCACAGGUGGGAGUGCUACCCUGCAGGCAUGAAACUCCAUCCUGUCCCAGGAAAGCUUGAAGCCUGGCCCACUCUCACUCAUCACAGAAGCUCCUGCACAUGCCCCCAGCUUGGAGAGACCUGAGGGAGCUGCCACAGUGCACUGGGGUGUUACACCUGUGUUACACCUUAGGAACUCUCCAAGAAAAGCAAAGCAAACCGAGUGGCUGGUGGUGAUGCCAUCCAUACCAACAUCAUGCUCCUCCACACUUCCCCAUUGGCUCCAAGAUCCAUAACCCCUGCAGACACCCAAAAAAGUAUCCACAGUAACCAGUGUGGCAUUCUGCAGUAACUGUUUGGUCCUUUUACUUCUCCCAGCACCUACUUUCGUUGUGAGGUGAUGACUGCCACAGAGAGCUUUUGAAAAAGCUUAUGUUCAUAGAGGAAUUUGUAUUAGAUACUGGUUUGUGUGACUUACUGUAUUUUGUAAGGGUUUUUUUCCCUUUGGGAAUUGUGCGUUAUUAAUGAGCAGUUUUAUGCUUUACUUCUAGUACACGUAUACCUUGUAAUGGAUGUGCUUUUUGUUAGUUUGUUUUCUUUUAUUCUCUGUACAGAGCCAGUAAAUAUAAGGUAGAUACUCUCUGGCUGAAAUUCUGAUUUUGCCUACCAAUUAAUUUAUGGAUAAAUCCAUGUUGUAGCUGGUGAAUAAUUUUUCAUCAAUUGUGUUGUUAUAAUCACCUGAUAGUCUCUCUACUUCAGCAGAAUAAAAGAUCCUGAAUAAGACUAAUGCUAAUUGGGCCUUAAAUUAAAGGGAAAUUGUGCACUACAUAUUUCCCUACCAUCAUUUCUAUCAGCCCUUCUUCCUUGCUGUUGGGACACUGGAGAAGAGCACUGGCUACACAAACAGCCACCUGAACACCUCAUCCACCUCUGUAGCUGUGCUCUGAUAUCCCUCUGCAUUUACUUGAUCAAAACUAUGGUGGAUCAGAUAAACUGCAAUGAAUUUUCAGUUAUUUCUGCAGAGAGAUUGGUUCAAAUGCAAUCCUUCUCUAAAAGAAAUUAUCUGGACUAAAAUUAUUGUAUUUUUCUCUGUGCCCAUUCGGAUAUGUUUGGAAAAAUAAGGGUUCUGAAAUUAACACUUUAAAAAGUGCAUACAUUAUACCUUGCAUGUGACAAUGGCAGCUGUCUAUCUCAGUGGCUGUUAGGGAGCUUCCUGCUCCGGAGGCCCCUUCCCCUGCCCAAAUAAUUUCCUCUCUUCUGUUUCACUGAUAGCUGUGUCCAACUUCUUAGUAAUUGCUGUGUAUAAUGUAGGACAUAAAAAGUUAGGUUAUAAAGCUUGUGCAGGACUUGGUGUUGUAAAUUUAACCAUCUUUCAUGCCUGGUUAUGGAUUUUACAAAAAACAGAGUGAAAAUAAUCUGGCCACUUAAUGUAUAAUUCAGCAUAUUGUAGCAGCUAUUUUAGACACCUAUUUUUUAUAGUUUUACUACAGCUGUAAUUUCUGUAUGAGGACUGCCCACUUGAAGAAGCAAUGAAGUUAACACGUCAAAAUGAUUUUUUAAAGUCUGUUCUAUUCCACUACCUGCGACUGUGUAUAAAAAGUAAAGCAACAAAAACAAAACCUCAACCACUGCUGGGAAGAAACACCUUUUCUCAGCUUCAAAAGUUCUCUUCUGUAAGACAGGCAUUUCUUCUAGUCCUCCUUUUACAAAAGUAGCAAAUUACUAAGAAAAUAGUAUAUAUACAGUACAAUAGUCUAUUUUGAUAGUCAGCAGACUAUUUUAGGCUAAUUAAGCUAACUAGAAAUUGUAGGGUUGCAGUGAUUUCUCUUUAUUGAUAAAUUGAUGAUAAUACUGUUUCCAUAUCUCUUGGUGUUUGAAAUCAAGACGUGCCAGGGUCCAGUGAUUUGCUAAUCUAGUUUCUGGUCUGAUCCUGUCCUAUUUUUUUGCAGCAUUCUCUAACUUCAUAUUAUGAAUCAUGUUGUCUUUCUAAAGUGAUUGCCAAGCAAACCAAAAAUGUGUUUUACACUGCUAUUGCACUGCUCUUGUCUUUAUAUACAGUAGUUUUUAUAAAGAUGUCCUUAGGUUUUAAUAAAUGAGUGUAACGUAAACUAAUCUCUGUAAUAAAACUUGCUUUAGUGUUUCAAA
Molecule: messenger RNA, 4969 nt
Organism: Zonotrichia albicollis (white-throated sparrow)
Lineage: Eukaryota; Metazoa; Chordata; Aves; Passeriformes; Passerellidae
Source: RefSeq, a predicted model, not a curated record